AUGAUUACAGGAUCGCCACUUCAUCUAGCAGUAGGCUACUAUCCUCUGACGUCAUCUACCGCAGCCAAUGAUUCCAGUUUAUCUAAAAAUCCACCUGGACAACUUGCUAACGCACACCUCUCCACUGGGGUUUAUGGUGAAAAUGGUGGUUCAUAUUUAUUCUCCGGGACUCGAUCACCACCGAGUUAUAUCCGCUUACCUUCAUCCCAUGCACUAGAUACCAGGUGAUUUCAUUAUCUGAGGGUCCACUGCCACCUCAAUUUUAUUUCAUAGAUAUUUUUCACAUUCAUAACUUUUCUAGCGAGAGGAAAUGAGCGUCAGAGACCUCCACCGACCCCAGCCUAACAUCGACCCAUUAAACCUACAAUAAAAAGAGGAGGAGGAGGAGGAGGAGGCGAAAAACAACGGAAAUGCGGUGGUGGUGGUGGUGGAGGGGGGUGUAAACAACUAAUUUGUGGAGGAGUAGCACGGGUAGUGGGGCAAGCAAAAAGUUGUGUUAUUUUGCUAAAAAGAGCUUCGAGGAAGUUAACGAGUUGUUUAAGUUAAGGUAUCAUCCAGGGUAAAAAAAAUCAUCAUUUUUCGAAAUUUUCAGUUUUUACAUGAUUAAGAGCGACGGUCAGGAAAAAUCGACCAAAAUCUUAAUUUCGAGGCAAGAGUUGAAAAAUCAAUUUCUUUCAUUUUUUGUUCAUAGAUAGCUUUUAGGUAGAUAAGAAACCUAAUGUAGAUUGUUCCUGCCAAAAGCCUUUUAUCUGCCCUAAUUUUCAACCUGAAAAUCGCUAACAUCAACUUUCCUCGCGUUCGCAAACGAAGCCGCAUGGAGAGAUUUGGACACUUUCCAUGAACAGAAAAAUUCUUUUUCUUCCACUAAAAGAUACUUUCAGGGCAAUAGCAAAGCUCAUCGUACUGAAAUAAUUCAAAAAUGAGGGACAGGUUUUCAGGAUAACAAAAACUUCCAUUCGUUACUCAUUUUCGACGCAAUAUUUGAUAUGUGGUAAAGCUCCAAAUUCUCUUCAUGCUAUUUAAAUCACACAUUUAGACAUUCAUUAAAACAUACCUCGGAAUUGGCUUGGGUUAUUAAAGGAAAUCUUUGUAAGACACCAUCGAAGUUCAGGAAUUUUCAUGGUAGGCCGGCGGCAAUUGUGUAAACACUUCCAAUUUCGAAACGCACAAAAGUAGAUAUUUUAAUACAGCCCAAAGGCUCGAUUUUCGUACUUCUUGCAGGUUUUCCAUUGCAAAGUUGCUUUUUUCAAUCAUAGAGUGGGGUGAAAAGUUGAAACUGGGUCAAUUUUUAGCCAUUUUGAAACACUAAGCUCUACCAGCCGGGUACUCUGCGUGACAGUUUGUUCCGUGACUGCACGUGACAUAACGUACGUUUGAAGAGACGGAGCUGUCAAAAUGACAGAAUCUUGUCACAGAAUCUUGGUAGUAACGCAUUAACGCAAUUCUUGAAAGAGUAGCAUUUUCGAUGCCGACAGUAUUUUGAAGAAGAAAAAAUCAAACGCCCUGUUACUCUGGUACUCAUUUUUUAUCCAAAAGUAAGUACUUUAACAAUGUUAAUUCGCUAAAGAUUUACGAUCGGGGAAACUUGGAGCCGUUAAAUAAGUUAUUUUGGUCACGCUUUACCAUAUUUACCGGACUUCGAUGCCUUCGUUUGGAGGCUGUCUUCUGGAACCCAAGCCAAUUCUCUGGUAUGCUUUAGAUGAAUGUCUAAAUGUGUGAAUAAACGAGGACUGGGAAAAUUGGGAGCUAUACCACAUGAAGAAUAAUGCCGCAGAAAACAGCCACUAAAUUAAACUUUUUGUCACCGUAAAAACCUGUUCUUCUUUUUUGAAUUAUGUCAGUUCAACGAGUCUUGAUAUUGCUUUGGAAGUAAAAAAAUAGUAAAAAAAUAAGAGUUGUCCUAUUGAUGGAAAGUAUCCAAAUUUCUCCUUGCGGCUUUAUAUGCGAACGCGAGGAGAGUUGAUGUUAGCAAAUUUCGGGUUAAAAAUACGGCCAUUUUGAGACUCCGACCACGAAAACUGACAUUCUUACUUUUCUCGAAAAUAAAAGGCUUUUUGAGAGAACAACUUACGUCAUAUUACUUAUCUACCUAAAAGCUAUUUAUGGACAAAAAAAGAAGGAAAUCGAUUUUUCAACUCUUGCCACUUGAUGGUCGAUAUUUCCUGAUCGUCGCUCUUAAGUAGAGCUCAUCAAGAACUUUCUUUUAAAAAAUGUUUUUCCGGUGCAGACUUAUGGAGCGCAAAAGUUUUUUCUACGCUAAUUAUUUCAAUUGAUCGUUGACAAGUCCUGUCGUACUUGAUACGCAUGCCGCUGUUGAACCAAGCUAAUCACGCAAUUUGACAGAAAUCGUGGUCUACAAGUAUGGAUUUUAGAAGUGAAUGCCUCCAAAGAAGAAAAAAGAGCUUGUCCGUUUUCGUCCUUGACUCCAAGACGAAAGAAGACGACAAAAUCGUUUUGCAAAGUGUGGGCUUCGAAAUUAGCAGAGAGGGACAAGGGCUCCUACUACAAUCACGAAAAAUGGCUAAAAGAUGACAAAGCUUCUGAAAAACCCAUUGAAACUACCGCGAAAUCGAGUUUCACGAGUUUCUUAGCGAGCGGAGCGAGCUUUUUAGGCUGCGAAACGGCCAAUCGAGCGAUAAAUUCGCGACAGGUCCCGCGCCACGUAUAGUAAAAAUCGGACGAAGGACUUUUUUGAAAGUCUAUCGUAGCGGGAGAGCAGCUUCAAGAAAAACUCCAGGAAGCGGUUUGUUGUCGAUUUUUCCAGGGAAGUGUCGAACUUUUAGAAAAUGUAUCGAGUGAAAGUUGGUUUGGCUCAUAAUGAAAAUUGCCCGUCGCAAAUAACUAAAGUGCUUUCUCGACAACAGAAGGAUGGAACAGAGCAGAGCCUUUGAAAUAAAUUGUUCAUCUGUUGUCGCGUUUCGUUUGUAACCUUUUCCUGCUGUGUCACUAUCGUUGUUCCUUUUCUGGUAUGCAUCAACAUUGACAGCUUUGGUGAUAUAAUCUGUUAUAAUCUCGUCACGGGUAAUACGCCGCCAAAAAUCUUUUUCCCCUGUUUUCUCGAAAUGAAAAUCAGAGCAAGUUGAGGGUACGUUUUAAACUCCAAGUCGGCAACCCGUGAACCAAUUUGGCUAAAAUUUGGCCAACUUACUGUCAGAUAGUUUUUCUAAAAAACACAGUCUGCGAAUUUUGAUUUCUUUUUUCGUUUUCGAGUAAGAGUAUUUUUUCACAGGUAGUGCUAAUGAUUUGCUAUCCCUAACUUCAACUGCUUAUAACAAAAGAACAAACCCACUUGACAAAAAUCUGAGACACGGUUUUCUAGUCAAACGUGUUAAGAAGCGAAUGCCAUCUUAACUGGCUUCUCCCGUUUAUUUUGGGCUGGCCUGGACUUAAAUUUGUAGUGACACCCACCUCCACAAAAAGCUUCUCAUUUCUGAAUCGCGUUAAUAUUUUGAUUUUUAAAAGGAAUAAGCAAUAAUCUGGAACUAUUAAGCUUUCAGAAAAUGUAUGGUUUACGGGGGUAUUUAUUAAAAGCAAAAGCGCUAGCGCCGAUCAACGCGGGGAGGGUGCUUGAGGGUGUAUGAUACCUUAAUGAGAUUCCUUGCAAAAAAAGGAUAAUUACAUGCGUCCUAUACUGCUAUACAGUCUUGACACUCAUAUUCAGCAUUAAAGGAAACCGGUUUUAAAACCAGUUUGUCAGCGGCCGGAAGAGGUCUCCUUUCUCUCAUUUUUCGCUCCUGUGAGAGACCUCUGCUACUAGAGAUCUUACAUACAAAUUAUACAACCAUAUGCGCAUGAAUUUAAAAUGUAGUGUAUGUCUAUCUUCUGGUUCAUCUAUCUGGUUGCAUCUUGGGAAACUAAUUGCCGACUAAACCUUCAGUUAUAAACUCCUCCACUGGACACAUGCAUAUUAACUCUGAAGUGUUAAUAAUUAAUAUUUCUGUAGGAAUUCGAUUACUCUUCUCGCCUGGGUGUAUCCGGAGGGGACAGGAGGUGAAAUAAUUUCUUACUGGCAGGACUCCAACUAUGGCGUAAGCAUCUCGAUUGAAAACUCACGUCCAGUCUUUCACCUGUAUUCACGUGACCAAUCCACCAAGUUCUCUUUGCUAAGUAACAUGAAACUGCAGUCCAGUCAGUGGAGCCAUAUUGCAGGCUCAUUUGACAACAGGACAGGAAAUGCAACACUUUAUGUUAAUGGGAUUAAAGUGGGAAGCAAAACUGGCCUUGGAAGUUUAGAGCUUCAAACAGAGUACGAUUUAUGGUUGAGUUAUCUUUUCAAGGGAAAACUUUCACAAAUUUGGAUAUUUAACGUAUCGCUCGAUAAACAGAAAAUCAAAGAAGUCAUGGAUUUUAUGAAAUCAACACCGAGUGAGUAA
Messenger RNA from Porites lobata, 4373 nucleotides. NCBI's taxonomy places the organism in Eukaryota, Metazoa, Cnidaria, Anthozoa, Scleractinia, Poritidae. The record is from the annotation of a GenBank genome assembly.